UUUAAAUCUUGAUACGAAUUUCCUGUUGCAAGAAAUCUUAAUGUUACAACCAAUAUUUAUUUUGGACUUAUACUAUCGUAGGAUUAGAUGUGUAAUAGUUAUAUAAUUUAGAUAUAUAAUAGACUAUCGUAGUAUCGUAGGAUAGUAUACUGCUUUUGAAGAAACUAUGUCACAAGGUUUAAUAUUAGGUUUAACGAUCUCGAAUCCAUUCGUAGAUAAUUUCUGAAGUCUGCUGGUUCUAAAUUACUCAUAAUGUUCAUAUUUGCUAACAUUCCGCGCAGCAAUAAAUAUUUGUUCACCGAUAUUCUUGUUUUUAUUUUUUUUAUUUUGAGAAAUUGAAACAUAAAACAAAAACAAAAAACUUUUUUUUUGUUGUCAAGACAAUACUGGGGCCAUCCUCGUACACACACGACACGUCCAACUUCGUCACGCUUAAACUGACAAUUGAUUCAGUAACUGAAUUUAGAACUGUAAUCAGAAUCUAAGCUUCCGUAUUCAGUCGACUAAAUUCAGUCAAGUGUAAUAAGCCUUUUACUUAAUAUCCAUCCAUUCCAUGGCCCAUACCCAUAUCAUAAAUAUUAUGUGUAUUAUCUAUGAUCUAUGCUUGAAGCGAAAACUGUGAAAUUGUAAAAUUUUAAACAGUUUUUAGAUUUGAGCAAAAGCAAGUGAAUUUUAUUUUCUAAGUUUAAAGAAGUGACAGAAAAAAAUGGAACGAGAAGAUGGCGAGAUGAGUGAUGAUAAUUCGAUGAUUAUAGAUGACAUGGACGUCGACGACCCAUUUCAAGCAACGCAUGAUGAUUGUACUAUGGUUUUCAAAGCUGAAAAAAAUGGCCUUGUAGUGCAGAAGCUUGAAAAAGUUGAUGCUGCAAAACUAGAUGAAAGAGCUAAAAGAUUUGGCCUCAAUCUAACUGGAACACAUACAAUAACUCAGAAGCAAAUAGAUGAACUUUAUGAAAAUUGUGGUAUACAAAGUGGCAAUGAAAGGCACAUACGUUUUGAUACCAUUCAUUUAAAUGGAGUGGAUGGGCUGACAACAAAGGAAAUAUUUCAAUACUUAGAAGAUUAUAAACCACUUUCAUUGGAAUGGAUUGAUGACACAUCAUGCAAUGUGGUUUGUCAAGACCAUAUUUCAGCAGCAUUAGCAUUACUAGCUCAUUCUCAUGAAAUCAAAGAUGGUAAUUUGUCAGCUGUGAUUUCUGAUAAAAAUCAUCAUUGGAGGCAAGGUGUUCAUCAUCCUAAAAAUGAAAUGAUUUUGAUAAGAUAUGCUACUAAUAGUGAUAAAAAAUUGACAAAUAGGAGACAAGGCAGGCAAGUUAAAAAUAGAAUUGAUUCAGCAUUAAAAAAUCCUUGGGGUGAUUUGUGUAAAUCGUGGGGUGUAUAUGAUCAUCAAGAAGUUUUUCAAUACCAGCAAUCUAGAAAUGAGAAGGCAGAUAACAGUGAUGAAGAGGAUAAUUAUGUAAAUAGACCAGUUAAAAGUAGUAGAUUAGCAUCCAGGCUUGGAAAGAGAGUCUGUGAAACAAAAAGCUCUGUUGAUUCUGAAUAUGACAAUUCAGAUUCAGAAUGGAAAGCUAAAUCAAAGGUACCGAGGAUGAGGAUGCAUGCUGAUGAUGAAGAAAAAAAACAAGAAAAGAGUCGUCGUCUAAUCAAAUGUAGAUUAGAAAGCAUAAAUGAAUUUUCUCCAUUAUCUAUACAAGUAGCAAAUUCUAAGGGUAAUUACAUAAAAAGGGAAGCAUCAAAACUAUCAGAUAAAUUUAAGUAUCAUACAUCAGAACCCAAAUCAAGUGUUCAGUUACGGUUAGGUGAGAGGCUAGAGUACUCUAAUGAUAGUAAUUCAAGUGAUGAAGUUUCUGGAAAUUUUGGAUAUAAUUUUAGGAGUCAAGUGCAGAAAAUUAACGAUCAAACAAAAAGUGCAAGUAGCGUUUGGUCAAGAUUAGACACAAAUAACAGUCCUCAGAAGCACAGUGACUUGCGUAAGUUUAUAACUUCAAAGAAGAAAAAUGAUGACCUCAGAGAUAGAAUAGGAAAAUUAAAAAAGGAAAAUUUACGUAUUGAAAUAGACAACUCUUCCUAACACACAAUAAAUUUAGUAUGCAAUAAUUGCUAUCUUCAUAUUAGAUUGGUAAGAAGUACUGCUCUGCUCAUACUCUAUGAGUGGCCAACAAGUAAACACUAAAAUAGAAUGGAAUUACCACCUGUGUCUAUUAAUAAAAAUGUGAUCUUAUCAAUACAUGAACCCCUUUUCUGUUCUAAAAUAUAAUUGUAAACAAUAGGCCAAGGUACUGGUGUCCAUUUGUUGGUUAACUGGAAGAGGCUGUGGAAGCUGCUGUCUUAAUUUGCCACAGUUGCUUCAUACUGGGUUAGAUUGCGUCAUGCAAGUCUUAUGUGACUUGCAUGACGCAUGAAUCUAAUCCACUGCAUCGGUGUAACAAUUUAUGUUUGCUGUGGUCACGAAGACCCAUUCAAUCUCCCUGUUCGGCGACAGCUCAGUUCACUCGUGUCUUGACAGUGCAUCUUAUAAGGCGACUAUUUAGUUUGGUUCAACAGUCCCAGCAAAUUUUCACCAAGAACGACGAAAAAUGGUAUGAUGUGUAAUUCGAUCUCCAUGUGCCUGCAGAUUGUUAACAUUGGAAGGAGAGACUGCAAAAAAAAAGAAAAUAAAUGAUUCAUUUAAA
Messenger RNA from Bombyx mori (domestic silkworm), 2672 nucleotides. RefSeq names its product nuclear cap-binding protein subunit 3. The record is from RefSeq and is a predicted model, not a curated record. The transcript is spliced from 3 exons. The coding region runs from base 707 to 2071 and encodes 454 amino acids. NCBI's taxonomy places the organism in Eukaryota, Metazoa, Arthropoda, Insecta, Lepidoptera, Bombycidae. Gene Ontology annotation, cellular component: nucleus. Gene Ontology annotation, molecular function: RNA 7-methylguanosine cap binding; mRNA binding.